GUCCUUUGCCAGCGUACAUCUGCUGCUGCGGCAGAGAUGGGACUCUAACUCAGAGGAGAACUUUAUGCUUUGGAGAUCAGUCUUCCCAGGAUGCCUCUCCACACUUGAGCACCUUAAACGGGGAAUAUUUCAGCUGGAGAAUAUUUGCUUCUACUCUCAUUCAGGCUGAGGCCUGUUUUAAAUUUAGAAUCAUGUCCCAGUCCUGGUGUGGGCAAGCCAUACUGCGUGUGGAGCUGGGCAUACUGGUGGCAGUCCUGGUGGUCAGCGGCAUGGCACAGAUAUAUGAAAGAAGGGAAGAAGGGUCGUCCUGCUAUGGAGGAUUUGAUCUUUACUUUGUUCUAGACAAGUCUGGCAGUGUGCAGUAUUACUGGAACGAGAUCUAUUACUUCGUGGAUCAUCUCGCCCACAAGUUCAUCAGUCCUCAGCUGCGGAUGUCUUUUAUCGUCUUUUCCACUGAGGGACGGAUCCUCAUGCCGCUAACGGAGGACAGAGAGCAAAUUCGAGAGGGACUGGAGGAGCUGCGCAUGGUGCAUCCAGGUGGAGACACCUUCAUGCACAGAGGCUUUCAAAGGGCCAGUGAGCAAAUAUACUAUGGCACCGGGUAUGGCUACCGGACAGCUAGUGUUAUCAUCGCCCUGACAGACGGAGAGCUGAGGGAGAAUCAGUUUGACCUGGCGGAAAGAGAGGCUGGCAGAGCAAGGCAACUCGGUGCCACUGUGUACUGCGUUGGGGUGAAAGACUUCAACGAAACACAGCUGUCCACCAUCGCUGACAGUAAGGACCACGUUUUCCCUGUGCAUGAUGGAUUUCAAGCUCUGCAAGGAGUUAUUGACUCGAUUUUGAAGAGAUCCUGCAUCGAGAUCCUGGCAGUAGAGCCCUCAAGUAUCUGCGAAGGAGAAAACUUCCAGGUGUCUGUCAGAGGAAACGGUUUCCUUCACGCCAGAGACGUGCAGAAAGUCCUCUGCAGCUUCCGCAUCAACGACACAGUGACUUUCAUGGAAAGACCUUUGGUGGUGAGAGAUACUUAUCUUUUGUGUCCAGCUCCGGUUCUGGAGAGAUUUGGAACGUCAGCCACUCUCCAUGUCAGCAUGAAUAACGGCCUCAGCUUCAUAUCCAGCUCUGUCACAAUUACUGCCAUCACCUGUUCCGACGGGACGUUUGUGGGCAUCGCGUUGCUCAUCCUGCUGCUCUUGUUCACCGUUAUCCUGCUGUGGUGGUUCUGGCCUCUCUGCUGCACCGUGGUUAUUCAUGAGCCGCCUCCUCCUGUGAUUGAAGACCUCUCUGAUGACGAAGACGGUUUUCCAAAGAAGAGGUGGCCCACUGUGGACGCGUCGUACUACGGCGGCCGUGGAGUCGGGGGAAUCAAGAGAAUGGAGGUCCGCUGGGGAGAUAAAGGCUCGACUGAGGAAGGAGCCAAACUGGAAAAAGCCAAAAAUGCUCGAGUUGUGAUGCCCGCUCAGGAGUACGAUCCGCCUCCACCGCGGCUUUAUUACCACACACACAAAACCAUCCGAUCCCAGAAGUGGUAUUCUCCCAUUAAGGGAAAGCUGGAUGCUCUGUAUGUGCUGCUGAGAAGAGGCUACGACAGAGUUUCAGUGAUGCGACCUUAUCCUGGAGACAAGGGUCGGUGCAUCAACUUCACCCGGAGCCCGUCCUACCCGCCUCCCCGCUACCCCAUCUACAACCACUCCUCCACGCCUGUCUACACCUUACCGCACAGGUGCCAACGGCGCCCAUCCGAUGACUGCGAGGACCUCCACCUGCCCCCCUCGCCAACCUCCACCCUGCCGCCUCUGCCGUCGACUCCGCCCCCGUCCUCCAGCAGCUCCUCGUACACGCCUCCUCCCGACAGAGACCUGCCGUCGACGACCAACGCCAGGCAAAACUCAGCGCCGCCGUCUCCCACGGGCUCCCUGCCUCCGCCACCUCAGGGGUCGCCUCCAUGCAGAGCCCCUCCGCCCUCACGCCCUCCUCCGCGACCCAACCACGAGAUCAACUGAGGGCGCAAGAAUCUCAAAAUUUCACCCACAAAUCGCUGAAAUUGUGUUCGAACAAAAAUACAUUGACUUUGCUCAAAAAAAAAAAAAAAAAAAAAAUGCAUAAAACAUAAAAUAGUGAUUUCUUCACAAGUCUACGUCAGAUAGUGUAAAUAAUAAGAGUUGUUUAGAUGUUUCUGUUUCGUUUGUCUAUUACAUUAAAAAGUGCUCGAUGAAACAGUCAUUCACUGUUUGUCAGAGUUUUGGAGCUGCUUAAAAUCUUAAAGGCAUCCAAAAGUUGCAUAAAAGGAACUUGAACAAUAUUGCGUUUGUAUCUCGUGAGAAAAAUACAAACCUGGUGUAAACAUUCGGACAGUCGACGUUUUGCUGGGAUCUGAGGACUUCAGAAGGUAUUUUGAACUGGCAGAGGGCACAUAAAUGCAAAAACCACUGAUAUUCCCACCUGGGAAACUUUAUGCUCACAAACCAUCACUUUAAUGCUCUGCCUGCUGACGCUACUAGCACUAUUUGUUGCCACCUUGCCAUGAAAUGUGUUGUGUCCUCAUCAAUUAACUCUGAGUUCUUUUAAUUGUUUAAUAAUCCUGGACCGAAGUGUGUUUUCAGCAGAAUGGUCGCCUUUGGUAAUUCGAGAGAAAUCCAUCUUCUUUUGCCUGCCUUACUGUCUGAUAUUCUGCCAACAGAUAUUUUGUUUAUUUGUGUCGUGCUGGACUUGGUGUUUCUCUCAGAUUUAAUCCACUUCUUAUUCCUCAUGCAGACCUCCAAGUACACAAAUCCUUCUCUGUUGGAUCUCACGCAGGAUGGAGAAGAGGUACCACACUGAGACCGGAUUACUGAAAUAAAAUGUUUUAAGUACAUGUAACUUUAAUUAAUUUCUGAUCCCUUUGAGUGACAACCUGGAGGUUAUCUUUACAGGUUUUCAUUUCCUGUAAAGUUAAACGUCUUUCUCCGGAGAGUUAAUCUGUGACUGACCCAGCAGCAGAUCUGAAACCUUCGAUUUGUUCACUGUGCAAUAAAACUUAAAAUAAUUUG
Molecule: messenger RNA, 3026 nt
Organism: Poecilia latipinna (sailfin molly)
Lineage: Eukaryota; Metazoa; Chordata; Actinopteri; Cyprinodontiformes; Poeciliidae
Gene: antxr1b
Product: ANTXR cell adhesion molecule 1b
Exons: 18
Coding region: 192-2000 (602 amino acids)
Cellular component (GO): plasma membrane; cell surface
Molecular function (GO): transmembrane signaling receptor activity
Source: RefSeq, a predicted model, not a curated record